Molecule: messenger RNA, 1989 nt
Organism: Colletotrichum truncatum
Lineage: Eukaryota; Fungi; Ascomycota; Sordariomycetes; Glomerellales; Glomerellaceae
Product: MADS-box protein GGM13
Biological process (GO): positive regulation of transcription by RNA polymerase II
Molecular function (GO): DNA-binding transcription factor activity, RNA polymerase II-specific; RNA polymerase II cis-regulatory region sequence-specific DNA binding; protein dimerization activity
Source: RefSeq, a predicted model, not a curated record
AUGGGGCGUAGAAAGAUCGAAAUCAAAGCCAUCAAGGAUGACAGGAAUCGCUCUGUCACCUUUCUUAAGCGAAAGGGCGGUCUGUUCAAGAAGGCGCAUGAGCUUUCCGUCCUGUGCUCCGUCGAUGUGGCCGUCUUCAUUUUCGGCAGCAACAAGAAGCUGUACGAGUAUUCCUCCACAGACAUGCGAGAGAUGAUUACCAGAUACACAUACCACGGUGGCCCGAACGAACACAAGGGGCCCUCUGAUUUCAACGGUGGCAACGACGAAGACGAGGACGAAGAGGGCGACGGCACGCCCCCUCACGGAGAGUCUAUGGAGCCUCACAUGAUGCCGCCUCAGUUCCAAGGGCAAGCACCAUUCCCUCAUAUACGGCAUCACACCCCGUCAGCAUCGCCACCUAUUCCGAACGGCAUGCCCUUCCCCCAACACCCUGGGCACCCGGUACAACGCGGGCACACGCCCCAGCCGCAGAUGGGAUCGCGACCUGCUUCCAGACAAGAUAUUCGCCGUAUGGGCCCCAACAUGGGCCCUCAGCCCGUCGGUCCUCCUGGACCUCAACAAGGUCCCAUUAAUGGUUAUGCCUACAUGCCCAACCCGGUUAUCUACAACCCUCACAACCAGCCCAACAUGCCGCCUAACAUGCCUCACGGAUUACCCCAACAGGGUCCUCAGUACCCUCAAUAUCCGCCUAAUCCUCAUCCGCCGCACAUGCAACAAUACAUGGAGGACCAGCGUCGCUCUUCUUUGCCGCCUAACUACCCGCAACAACAAGGCCCUCAGGGACCCGGACCACAAGUUUCCCGGAUCUCACCUUCUCCGCCUCAGCCUCCUACUCAGCAACUGCCUCCUCAGCCACCACAGAUUUCGCCUCCUCCACCCCAGCCUCAGCAAUUAGAGCCUCAGCAGCAGCCGCAACCAUCACCCCAACCCCAGCAUCAGCCUCAGCCUCAGCCUCAGCCUCAGUCAGAACAGCAGCAACCGCCGCCGCCGCCGCCGCCGCAACCGCAGGAAAACACGAUGCCGGCGCCGCUGGAACCAAGAUCUGAGCACCAUGAUAGACCUCAGCCGCCUCUUCUGAACACUGACAGCGCGAUCAAGAAGCUGCCGCAGCGCAAACAGCACAGCAUCUUUACUCCAAUCGAUGAGAACCGUUCCAUUCUCUCUCAGCAUUUGGCCUCAUUUGCCUCUGAUCAGAACAUCGCAAAGGCCGAAGCAAACCGUCCUCCGCUACCUGAACAGGCCAACAUUAAGAUUGAGGGGAACCGCUCUCAGUCCGUAGACGUUGGUGCCGUUUCCAGAACCAAUGGCUCUACCUCGUCCCCACCCCUGCCUCAGCGCGCCAGCACUCAGUCGUCAAGCAAGACUCGCAACAUUUCUAUAUCGUCCAUCCCAGAGACGACAUUUACUCCACCGUCUCGAACCAAUAGCAUGAAGAUUGGAGGUGGUGCGCGGCCCCGUUUGAGGGUCGAGAUUCCUGACGAACCUUCGGAUGGCGGUAGCGCAACUGCCGAGUCAAACUCUCCUCGCAACUCGACAGAUGCCACAUCCCAGACAACUCGGCGCCACGCAUCCGAUUCGCAUUCUUCCGGCAUGGUGCUGCCACCACCAUCCCCGUCAGCCCAAACGCUUCUGUCAGCUGGUGCUACGGGCCCCCCGAACCCCUUCGCCCGUCCUCCGCCGCAGCAGAAUAAUAACAUGAAUAUCGACACACCGGUUUCUGCUCUUCCGUCGCGAUUUCUCAAUAACGAAUUCCUUCCAAGCCCGAGCAGCUUUUAUCCCGAGUGGUACUCGCGCGGAAGCAACGAUAGCAACACGCUACCCAGUCCGCUGAACUUUGCCACGCCUGUCGUCGGCUCAGGCCCCAGUUUUCUGAGGGAUGACAAUGCCACGAGCACCAAGCGCAAGAGUCCCGAGAUUAGCAUCAGCGGACCCCAUGAGGGCCCUGAGGCUGGUAAUGAGCCUAAGAGGGUCAGGGUCGACUCCUGA